AUGGAUCUUUACUCUGGUGAGUGUACAAAAUCACCGAUCUUGGAGAUGGAUCAGCUAAGAAACGAGCCAGAGUUUGAUGAAUUCGAAAAGCUUCUUGGAGAGAUCCCGAAAGUUACUUCAGGAAACGACUAUAACCGUUUCAUCUCAACGAAAGCUUCUCAAUUCGAAGAACAACAUCUUCCUGACGACUGUGCUUUUACCUCUGCAUUAACCUUUGGAAUCCCAAACCAAACUCAAGAAAGUCCUCAUCUCAUGUUCAUUAACCCUUCUUACCACUCUCCAAACAGCUCACCUUUUGGUUCAAGAAAGCUCGAUCAUCCUCAAAUGUUUAGGAAGCUGCAACAAGUUGGUUGCUUUCCGAACUCACAUGCUCAGCCGCAGCAGCAUUACAUGCCAUCCUCGCAGUCUCUAUCUCACUAUCCAUCGCUUGAUCAGUCUCAUAUGGAUUGGAGGAAUGUGGAAGAAGGAAGCUUCCAGAGGCUGAGUCUGCAAGAAGAACAGUAUUCAUCUAUGAACCCUCAUUGCCUCUAUCUUUACAGUAAUCAGAGACAGGAACAUUUCGACUAUCGCAGAGCUGAGCAGUCUAACAGAAACAUGUUUUGGUAUGGAGAAGAUGGUAAUGGAAGUGUAAAGAAAACGUGUUACCCUGAGAAGAUUCUAAUGAGAUCACAGCUCGGUUUAAGCAAUGCUAAAGUCAUAAACUACGGUGGUGGAGAUGAUGAGACACAGAACAGAAGGUUUUGGUUUCAGAAUCAGCUCAGUGAAGAUCUUGCGAUGAGCCUCAAAAAUCUAAAGUUGCAGCAGCAGCCUCCUUCUCCGAAGUAUAACUCUCUUGCAGAGGCGAGAGGGAAGAUCUAUUACAUGGCGAAAGAUCAGCACGGUUGUCGGUUCUUGCAGAGGAAGUUUGCCGAGAAAGAUGGGAAUGAUAUUGAGAUGAUCUUUGUUGAGAUCAUUGACUAUAUCAGUGAGCUAAUGGUAGAUCCUUUUGGGAACUAUCUAGUGCAAAAGCUGCUUGAAGUGUGCAACGAAGAACAGAGGAUGCAGAUUGUUCAUUGCAUAACUAGAAAGCCAGGAGUUCUUGUCAAGAUCUCUUGUGAUAUGCAUGGGACUAGAGCUGUUCAAAAGAUCGUUGAGACGGCUAAGAGACAGGAAGAGAUCUCAAUCAUCAUUUCUGCUUUGAAGCAUGGCAUUGUCACUUUGAUCAAGAAUGUAAACGGUAACCAUGUUGUUCAACGAUGCUUGCAGUAUUUGUUACCUCACUGCGGAAAGAUUCUAUUCGAAGCUGUGAUUAGUCAUUGUGUGGAGCUAGCAACUGAUAGACAUGGAUGUUGUGUACUACAAAAAUGUCUUGGCUAUUCUGAAGGAGAGCAAAAGGAUCGUUUAGUCUCUGAGAUUGCCUCCAAUGCUCUACUCCUCUCUCAAGACCCUUUCGGGAACUAUGUUCUUCAGUAUGUGUUUGAGCUACAACUCCAAUGGGCAAUCAACGAGAUCCUCGAGCAGUUAGAAGGAAACUACACAGAGCUGUCGAUGCAGAAAUGUAGCAGCAAUGUAGUUGAGAAAUGUCUGAAGCUAGCUGAUGACAAACAUAGAGCUCGCAUCGUUAGAGAGCUCAUAAGCUAUGGUCGUCUUGAUCAAGUGAUGUUGGAUCCUUAUGGAAACUUUGUCAUUCAGUCAGCUCUUAAACAUUCCAAGGGGAUGCUUCAUGGUCUUUUGGUUGAUGCGAUCAAGCUUCAUAUCUCAUCUCUUCGUACCAAUCCUUAUGGUAAAAAAGUCCUCUCUGCACUUAGCUUGAAGAAGUAA
Microthlaspi erraticum is the source of this 1800-nucleotide messenger RNA. NCBI's taxonomy places the organism in Eukaryota, Viridiplantae, Streptophyta, Magnoliopsida, Brassicales, Brassicaceae. The record is from the annotation of a GenBank genome assembly.